AAAAAUUGUGUCUAUGGACUAGCCAUAUCUGAUGCAGACAGGCCCAACCAACAGAAUCAUCUCCGGAAGCGCACGACCGCAACAUAAUUUUGCGCGGCCUCUUAACCCUACGCGUUCCCCCUCAGCUUUUGUUAUAGCUGUUGAAAUCGAGGCUAUCGACUACCGCCGCAGCUUUGCAGAUGCUAGAGAAUAUCUGAUUUGUUGCUUAUCGAAGAUGUAAACCAAACAUCCAUGAAAAAAAUUUGAACGAUACUCUGCCUGCUGCUCUGAUCGCGACGUUAGCUACGGAGCAUUUGUGGCUCAAGACUGUCGCGCCCUUCUUGCUACGGCCGACAAUGAAGACAAAUCAUGCGUUGAGGGUGCUAAUUAAAUAGCAUUUGAGCUCUCUGGACUCACCGAAGCUAGUUGAGUACUCCCCGAAAUCUGGCGUGCGUAUGUCACUUAGGUGAAGAUUGCAACGUUGCUGUGACCAAUCAUUCAAAAAGGCUGAUUAUGAUAUUCAAUACUGUCGUCAAGUCAUCGGCAAAUCCGGCUACAAUAUUCAUCUGCCCCAGCUUUGACGGCAACAUUGCUAGUAACAUCGCAAUCGCGCGGCUGGUGCUACCUAUGCCCGACGUCGUUCCUCAUCCUGGCGUCUGCCCUGUUGGGCUUUUAAAGUACUUGCGAGGUCACUGCUUUGCAAUACAUGUCACCAGUCACAAAGAAGUCAUUAUUUUAGAAACUGGUAUUAUGCCGAUCAUAUCGGCAACCUAUUGUUUUGCUCUAUCAGCUUCAUACCCCCAAUCAAGGUCUUUCAAGAUCCAAGAACGUAGUAGCUACGCUCGAAUCCAGUGCUCGACUUUAGAAAAUUUGUAAAUACCAUUCAGUGUAUACACAGAGAAGCCACUCGUACCUUAUCAUACAGACUACCUAAACUCUGGCACACUAACUCGAUGGUUUAGCUCUUAGCCGAGAAUUAGCCCGAUCGUCACUGGCUUUUUAUAUCCAAAAUCGGUCUAUUCAUUCUUACGAAGCCCGAGUACAAUAAUGGAAGACAAUUGAAAGACAUUUUUGCGCCUGUACAAGAUAAUC
Molecule: messenger RNA, 1071 nt
Organism: Plasmopara halstedii
Lineage: Eukaryota; Oomycota; Peronosporomycetes; Peronosporales; Peronosporaceae
Exons: 1
Coding region: 493-855 (120 amino acids)
Source: RefSeq, a predicted model, not a curated record